GUCAUUUUCAGUCUUUCGAUUUGGCAGAUGGAGAAAUUGGAAAUGAGAUUAGUGAAAAAUAUUUUUCAAAACAGUUUAUAAGUGAAUGAUGUGUUUUACGUGAAUUAUAAUUAAAGUGGAAUAUAGUGUCGAAUAUUUGGUUACAUAAAUUAAUUUAGAAAAAUGGCUUCACGCGGUAUAAUGGUGACGGGGACGAACGGUGCUGACUUUGAGCACAGAGAGAAAAUAGCUAUCCAAUAUCAAUUAAGUGCACUUAACAAAUCCCGAUUAAAGUACUGUGUUUUCUUUCAUCAUAUACUUUUCCUUGUGAUGUUGGCGAAACUUUCUGCUGAUAUUCUAGACAAACUUGAUAUAUUUAUCCUUGAGAUUGAAGAAUUGCAGAUACCACAACCUCUUUGGUGGGAAUAUAUUUGGUGCCUUUCCCUGAUUUUCUCCUUCUUGGGACUGGCUGCAAUUAAGCGGAAUAAUGUUAAGCAACUAAAACAUUAUAUUUAUGGUAUCGGAGUACUUGGAUUUGGACCUUUGUUAUACUGUGUGUUAUAUUAUUGCACGGAUGUCUGGAGGUACCUGUCAAGAGAUGAAGAUGAAGAUGACAGUUCAGAGGUUGAAAUUGAGCUGUGGCAGGGAUAUCCGUAUGGACUACUGUGGUAUGCUUUUGUGUUACUAGCAUCUCAAGUCCACUUUUUCCAAUUGUAUUUCUCCUUUAAUUUGCUUAAGGCCUGGCGUGCGAGAGGAGCCUUAAGGAAAGCCGAAUAAAUUUCUGCAACAAAUGGAUAA
Molecule: messenger RNA, 777 nt
Organism: Diatraea saccharalis (sugarcane borer)
Lineage: Eukaryota; Metazoa; Arthropoda; Insecta; Lepidoptera; Crambidae
Source: the annotation of a GenBank genome assembly